Molecule: messenger RNA, 1049 nt
Organism: Lolium perenne
Lineage: Eukaryota; Viridiplantae; Streptophyta; Magnoliopsida; Poales; Poaceae
Source: RefSeq, a predicted model, not a curated record
AUGGGGCAGUGCUGGAAGCCUGAUCCGUGCGUCCAUAACAAUCUUGCCAUCUUCCUCCUUCAGGCCGACCUCCCAGAUGCAAUCGGUGGAGAUCUUCAGCUUGAUGGUCUCUGGCCACAAACCUUCAAACCAGGGCUUAAAAGCACGGGGAUGAGCCCAUCCGCCUCGAAGAAUCUGCCUGACGACUAUGCACGUGAACUAAAGAAUCAGGCACGCAUAUUCAAGGAGAAGAAUGAGGAGGCCGAUAAAGCGGAAUUACAAAGUGCACAAAGCGGGAAACGAGUUGUUGCCCAGCUCGGGGAACAAAGUAAACAAUCGAUUGCCCCGCUUAUAGUGACAGCAGCCGGUCCGGAUGCCCCCGAAAUCAUAGAAGCUGCGGCAGCACAGGGAUUGACUGUAACGAGUGCCAGAGAACAAGCGGCCAACUUAGGUAUUACUCUUCGUGAACUGUUAGGCCUUGAUGAGGCGCCAGUGAAGGAGGUAGUACUUACAUAUGUGAAGAAUGGGCCUCUCGUCGAGCCUGCGCAGGAAGAGGAUCUACCUCCACAAAUGAAAUGUCUGCUGAACUGGUACAAGGGUUACAUAAAACAUAAAAACGCCAAAGAUUAUAUUUAUGCGGAAGUUGGAUAUGAGCAUCACUUCAAACAAUACUGUGUACAAAUUCAUCUGAGUGAAUUGUUCCAGCUUUUCAAUCUGCGCGAGCUCGACAAAUCUAUCAUCAGUUGCUACGUUCUAUUGAAGAUUAAGGAAUGCAGAGUAAGGAGCAUCCAUGAUGUUGGGUUCAUUGACCCACACAUCGUUAAUGGAUAUACGUUAAAGCAUCACCCCGCCGACGUGGAGAAAGACCUGUGGCGGUUUCUUGAUAAGCAGGAACUCAAAAGUGAUAUUCUAUUUCCUUACCAUUUUGGGUGAGUGUUUAUGUCUUGAGCACAUUCUCUUUUGUUUACUACAUGCAUGGUAUGUGGCCGGCUAAUCGAUGAGUUAUGCAUGACGUACUGUGCAUGUAUCGUGUCCGCAGGUUCCACUGGAUUCUGCUAGUAAUUAAAAUU